Messenger RNA from Chinchilla lanigera (long-tailed chinchilla), 3831 nucleotides. RefSeq names its product MANSC domain containing 4 (gene Mansc4). Bases 1997 to 2977 code for a protein of 326 amino acids. Lineage: Eukaryota; Metazoa; Chordata; Mammalia; Rodentia; Chinchillidae. The transcript has 5 exons. The record is from RefSeq and is a predicted model, not a curated record.
AAUCACAGGAGGCCAUUGUUUGGACUCAUAUCCUAGGCCCCAACAGACUAGGCAAAAAAAAUCACAAUGGAGUCACUCAAGGGAACAUGAGAACUUCAAAGAAUGAAGUAUCACACAAAAGAAGCUACAUUUACUGUGAAUGAAAGACUUGCAGGUAACAAGGUUAGAAAGUGAACUUUCCAACUUAUGUCCCAAAGGCAUUUCUAAUGGAAAUAGUUAUGGAAUCUCAUGAAAAUGAAUCAUCUCCCCCUCAGGACUGAUGGGCUAUCUGGCUGCAGGUAACCCACUAAAACAUUCUUUCUGUGUAAGAAGUUAUUACAAUGAAAAAAUUGUCAUUUUAGUGUACAUUGUGUGGCUUGUGCAAGGUUAGGAGUUAGUGCAUGAGAUAGUUUUUGGAGGGGAGAGACAACAUGGCUGAAUAGAGGAAGAGCUACUCAGAGAAAUUCAGCUAAAACACAGGUAAUUGGAAGAAAGGGGAGGAACAUAUAACCCAAAACUAAAAUUAGUCUGACAUAAGAGACUAGUAGAUCAAGCAAAACAUAGAUAAAGGACUUAAUAAAACUACCAGUCAGCCCACCUGGCUGCCGGUGAGUCACAGGAUUGGGACAACUACCCACCAUAUUUGGAAUUUUAAAAGAAGGGGAAAAAAAAGAAUAUACUAAGAUAGUGCAGCUAAAUCAAGCCAUACAGGAUAGACUUGGGAUGUAAGGUCACCUGCACCUUCUACCUUACUCCAAAGAGAAGACACUACAGUCCAGCAGUAAAUUCUGCCAACAUGAAGUGCUCCCUCCCUGAUGAUUGGCCAGUUUUCCUUUUGUUCUCUUUUCUUCUCUUUCCUUUUGUUCUCUUUUCUUCUCUUUCCUUUUGUGCACCACAGUACUAAAUGGAACCACCAGGAACAAGAUUAAAGACUACAGGGGUGUGUAGUAAGUGGAAUACCUAACCCCUCUCCCAUGACCUGUGGUUAGAGGCACAAGAAAUUAAAUAGCCUUGCACCUCAGACUGUGUAGCCCCAGGCUGUCUCCAUGGCACCAGCAGAAAGGCACCCCACAGCACCCCCCAUCUCACCCGAGGAAGUUACAACCUACAGCAGAGGCGGGUGAUGGUGGCAGUGGAACUUGUAAAGCAACAAAUGGGAAGUUAGCACCCCACCUCAGGAGAGGAGUAAGCAUUAGAACUGAGCAGCCUUGGGCUGCAACAGCAAGAGCAGAGGACUAGACAAUAUCACAGCAUCCCACCCCACUCUGCAACAAAUAACCUGAGAGGACAGAGGCUUGCCAGUGGAAGAAUUCAGAAGGCUGAGCAAGGACCAGGAGGAGCCAGAGGUGCAUGAGACUGGGAACAGCACCCUGAAUCUGUCUGAAAAGAGCACAGGAACUGGGAGAGAGACACCACCAAGAGAAACAGGUUUUUCAAAAAGGACAAAUUUAAAGAAUUUAAACCAGUCCACGCACCAAUUUUCUGGUGAACCAAGACUGAAGUUUAAAGAACUAAAGAACUGAUUGAAAAAAAUCUGCGGUCACAAGUUCCUUGAAAACCAGAGAGAAGACCUCACAAAACAAUGUCUUGUUCCCAGUGAAAUGGAUCCUUCCUUUAUCUACUGUCAGGCAAUGAAUUGCUGUUCUGCUUAAGACUCCUGACUCGGAUUUCGACUUGUCAUUAUGUUCCUUAGAGAAAGGUGUCUGCGACUCUUCACCUUCGGAAAAAGAAAAACAGAGGAGAGAAUCCACUCUUCAGGAGGCCCAGGGACAGAACUGAAAUGACCCCGCAGGCUGGACGAAUGGGGGCGAGUCCCUGCUCACGCUGACUCUAAAGAAACGAAACAAAAGAGAAAUCAGAAUGCAGCCAGGACCAGCCUUGAUCUUCUCCCGGGGACUCUCUAGAAAAGCCCCAAGGAAGCGCUCCCUUGGCAGCAGCCCUCGGACCUCCAGACCGUCGCACACGCUGAAGCUGCCGGUGUGCUCGGCCUCUGCCUCGCACGCUUCCCACCGCCGCGAUGCGGGUGGCAGCUGUGCUCCUGCUCCUCAGCGCCGGCUGCACGGCCGCCUUGCUCUGCUCGCCCACCGUCUUCUACAGAGACUGCUGGAUCCGACGCUUCCCAGGCCUCCUUGUGGACCUGGAGGAGUCACAGAAGCUGGGAGCCCGGUUCUUGAAAUACUAUUCUGAGACCACUGGACAGAAGUGUAGCAGGAGCUGCUGCCUCAGGAAGGAUGUGUCCUGUAACUUGGCUGUCUUCUUCCAUGACCCUAUUCAUGACAAUGUCAACUGCCUCCACAUCCACUGCCCAACUCUAGAGAGUUGCAUACUGGAGCCUGGAACCAGUGCCAUUUUGUACAACAUAACAGAGGGUAUAGAUCCAGAUUUGCUGGUUUUUGGACAAUCACGUCCUAUGUAUCUACAUACUCGUUCUUCAUCUGAUAGGUGGGACAGACUCAGGAUUCUAAAAGCUAUGAGUUUAUAUGAUACACAACAAGCUACCAAAAUAAACCAUGUACUGCCCACAGUAGAGGCUCCAUCAUCAACUACACCUCAAGAUUUGGUUGAAAACAGAAACAAUACAAUUUCUCUGAAGGAACUCACCACAGAUUUGGGGACAAGGUUCAUUUCCCUGAAUGACUCCAUUACCACCAAGGCAAAUAUGGUGUUACCAAGUGCUAACUUCAUCAGUAGCCCAUUUAACAAGACUAUUUCUCCUUUUAUUGUGCCCACAGACACAAAACAUCCUCAUAUGCAGGUUCCACCCCAACCUAAUAGUAGCAAACAAUUACUGAACAAAACCAAGGAGUACAACAGUGGAAACCACACAUCUGAGAAUGAUAAUGAGUCAUCGGAUGGGGCAUCUGUGACUUCCAAGACCUGGCUGGCUUUUGUGGCCUUAUGUAUCUCCCUCAUCUUUCUUUGCUGUUGUGUUCUUUGCUAUUCAAGGCAACAGGGCCAGUAUAAAUUAGGACAGAAAACCAGGAUCCAGGCAGAGUAAAAAAAUGUAAUAUGCUGAAGGUGAACUCUUAAAAAUUGUAGUGCGAUUAUAAGUUUUUAAGGGUUUCAUUUUCAGUUUUCUGUAAGACAAUGGAAGUUUGGUUUAAAAAUAUGGGAUGCCUGUUCCUACCAAUCUUACAGAAGCCAAUGCUUAACAUAACGGCUUUCUUGGCUAUUUCUAUUGUUAUCAUGUUCCCUUUGCCAAGGUUCCAGAAGUCAGAGCCUGUAGGUGUUAUUGAGCACCAUGUGAAUCACAAUUGAGCUGUGUUAACUGAUUGUAUCCAUACAGCUCUCUGGGUUAGGUGUAUUACAGACAGUUAGGUUACAUAGAAAUAUUAUAGCAUCAAAGAUGGCUAGGCCUGAAUGAAUCAGUGCAGAAAAUAACACAGUACAAUUGUGAGUGGAGGUGCAUUUGUUGAAGGCCUGGUCUCAAGACAAAGAUGGAAUUGUUACACCUACAUAUUUCUCCGAGGGAUAAACAAUAAUAAUGGAUAUCCUAAAUAGGCAUCAGUCACCUAAAUAGGGGACCAAAACUUCUUUGAUCCAUCUCUUCCAGGAAAGAUCCUUGUUCUUGCCCUGUACACUUGCUAUGUGAUAUGCUUCCCCACUGAAUCAAUAUUUUUGUGAUCUUAUUGGUGGCCCACAGUUUUGUCCCACCUUGUAUCCACCUUGUGAUUUUGCAUCGACCUCAUGAUUUUGCUCUACACAACUUCCUUUGAAAAGUGGGCACGUGGGGAAUCUACUUUUCAGGUCCCCUCUUGUCUCUCUUAGGCAGGAGCGGUCUUUCCCUCAAUAAAUAUUUUCUACUCUUAACCUCCUUUGUUUCUCAGAAUUCAUUCUUCAGUUUUGGGGAAC